AUGCCGUCACCACGUCCGUGUCGAAGCGCGAGCUUCAGCAGCGACAAGGCGCCCUCGCUCGCCAGCUCCCUUGGAUUCCAGAUGCCCACGACUGUUCGCCCGUCACCCGCCUAUAUCGCCGCCUCGGUCGCCUCGCAGACGGUUACCGAUCAUCACAAUGCGCAGAUGCGCGAAGAGGACGUGGACGCCGACGAGCUGCAAAAUGCAAUCUUCUCCGAACCCGCUCUGGCCCUCUUGAAUGCCUUUCUCGACCACCUCCUCUUUGCAUUUUUGACAUCGGCGCGAUCGCCAUCGCUCGCCGCAAUCCGACCCGCCAUAUCCGAUGUGCUCAAGCCGCGACUGGCCCGCGAGGCCAUGGAGGCCGCCGAUGAGGAGCUCGAGGGUCUGUUGGCCGGUGAAGAUGACGAUGACGCAAUUACACAAGAACACAAGACCAUGGGCUCGUGGGACGUGGAGAAGAUGUGGAAACGUACCCGCCUACGCAUCAUGGUCUACACGCGACUGGGUGAAUUCGAGGACGAGGACGAAGAGAGGUUCGUCCAGCAGGAGCGCGGGCUCAGCAUGGAUGACGACGAAGAUGAAGAGGCUGGCCUAGUAUCCUGGUCUUCGGCCAUUUUUCUGACUUCAGUCGUCGAAUAUGUUGCUGAGCAACUGCUGCUCGUUUCGGGUUCGGCAGCGCUCGCUCGUAUGGCGUCUAGGAUGAAGAAACUGGCGACGGAAGAUCAACCCAUCGCCAUUGAACGCCUCAUCAUCGAGGAGCCCGAUGUGGAGAAGAUUGCGCUGAAUUCGACACUGGGCAGGCUCUGGAGGACAUGGAGAAAACGUGUCCGAUCUCCCCUAUCGCCCAUGUCUCCCGGACGAGGUGUACGCGCCUCUUCGAGCUACUCAAGCCUCCUUCGUCACAGAGCCAGCCGCGACACAAUAAACACACUGCACAGCGACCCCGAACCGCUGCCCGAGCACCCUCCGACAGAAACCGAUAUUGCGGCAAACAUACCCCUUCCGAUUCGCGAGCGCGACGUGGACGAAAUCGAAGUACCUGGCCUGGCACCGACGUUUGAGGACGAGAGUGAGAACUCGAGCGCGUCGACACCAAUAUCGUGGACGCCGCGACCAAUGAGCGUCUUGGUGUUGUCUCCAGUGGAGUCUUUCAAGAAAGCCCAAAGGAAGCGUCCCACGUCUACACCGCUGCCUUCAAUACCACAGUUCUCCGUACCCGAGCAAGCUGCCGAGGACCAAAAAGUUAACCAGCCCGACAAACCCGCCAACGGUCAUACCGAGACUUCCGAACACACCGCCAAACAUAUUGAAGCUUCGGACAAGCUGCACGGCAGUGAUGACAGCGGCUCGGGGCGACUAAGCAACAAUUCUACCGAGACAGUUUCGAUACGAAAUGAGCAGCCAGAGCCGACCCAAGCCGAGUUUUCCCCGGAUCCUUCCAUGGUAGCCUUUGCGGCGACUACAGGCAUGGGUUUUGGAAUGAAUACGGACGACCCAGUGACAUCCGACGAGGCUGACAAACAGGACAAUGGCAGUCCUCAGAGCGAGGUCAAGGUUAUGCGCUCAAAGCGCAUGUCCAUUGAGAGACCUGGUCCUCCUGGCUUGGUGCGUACCUUUUCAACGCGCAGUAAUCGCAGUAAUGGCCCAAAGUCUCCACACUCUACGCCUGGAACAACACCAAGGCCGACUGUACACAAUGACCCAACUUCGUACCUAGACAUGGGCGUCUCAGAUGACGAGGAGCCCGCCGCCAUUGGUAUUGCCAAAACAUCGGAUAGCGUCAUACAAUCAGCAUCGACCACACCACAAGAAUCGCCCCACGAACGUUCCAGGAGUGGAGGUUAUGUAGAAGUGCAGCCGCGAAGCUUUACACCAAAGUCACUUGCUCAUGCUAGUACCCCACCGCCUGAUGGCAGGCACGGUAGGCCCAUUGUGCCCGACCGGAGUAUGGUACGCAAAGAAGUUGCGGCCAACUUAUCUCUAGAAAUGGGUGCCAUCAUCUCACCGCGGCGACCUGACGUAUCUCGCAGUGUGUCGCGAGGCUCGUCGUUGCCUGCUCUGCAGGAAGUGGACAGUAGUCCACCAUCAUCACGCAAGGAAAAGACUGCUUCUACACACACUAAUGCCCGCAGCAUCCAUACUGACAGUCCCAAGCGUAGCCCCACUACUCUUGGUCAAGAUGUACUUUUGCAGGAUAAACGAUUACACCGCGUGUCUACGGAAGAAUCGACGCGUGAAAGGUCUUCCUCUGACAAUACUUCAUUGGGACGCCACCCGUCGACUUCUUCAUCUGUGCGUAGGCUGGGUGCCAUUCCUGUUUCCAGCGGGCGUGAGUCUGUAUCCAGCCACCGUUCGCGUGGACUCAGUGGCCGCAUGUCCGAAGAAGAUCGGGCGCGAGAGUUUGACUCUCUAGUCAAGGGCAAGGACACGGUGAAGUUUACCUUGACCCCGCAGAGCAUGCGAGACUUGGAUGAACCCGUGCAGAAAAAAGGCAUUGCUCGCAGACCUUCAAAGUCUUCAGUUACCGUGUACCCUCGGGUCAAUGCUGACGAUGCGUCCUUUGGCACUGCAAAUCUACCAAACACGUCGACGGCUCGCAAGGGGCCUACAGCUUCCAACCACAAGCCCUCUCCAAGCCGGAAAGUAGUGACACGACCGCUAGCAAGGGAUCCAAAAAUCGAAUCGGAGUCAAUGCGUGACUUUGCUGACUUUAUACGAUCUACCGGCCCUUCUCCAGGACAAGAACAGCCCGUGCGGCCUUUUGUCAACAUUAGCGGUAACGGCUCCAGAUCUGCCAGUGCAUCAACAUCGUCGUUGGGACGCAAACUAUCAACGAGGCAACCCGGUCCCGGCGGUGCACAUGGCGCGUCUCAUAGGCCACGCCCUAGCAUGGAACCACGCAGUCCAGCAGGUCUUUCUAGUGGCAAUGGUGACUUGAUUGACUUUAUUCGCCAAGGCCCACCGGAUGCUCACAAAGGUCAACCUAGGAUACCAAAAAACAUUGCGCCCUUUCGCACCACGGUAGAUUCCGACCAAUUCGAUAGUAUGCUUGGUGGCCAUGGCAACGUCGAGUCUGCAUAUGGUUCUGCUGCCUCUACUUUGGAAAGUAAAGACAGUACCCAGACAAUCAACUCGCGAACUGGUCUUAUCCCAUCUCCCAGUGUUGUGCAGCCGGCCUAUUCCAACACUCCACAACAACUCAGUGGAAGCAUGUCUGCCCCAGGCAACGAACCGCACGUUACCAAGACUCGUCGACGCGUCAAGGACCCGUAUGCCAUUGACAUUUCCGACGAAGAAGAAGACGACGAAGAGGACGAAGAUCAGUUGACUGCCCUCCCAUCGCCCAGCCAACCCCAAGGGUCUAGGCAAACACAACCAAAGCAGGAAAGUUUCAUGGACUUUCUCAAUGACAUGGAGCCCCCAUCAAAUACCAAACCUCAGCCCUUUGUCCUCAGCGAAGAAACCAUUGCGGCCGCACGAGCACGCGCAAAUUCCACGCGCAACGGCAAUGGUGUACCACCACCCAAGACAGGCUCAACGGCCUCUAUUGCCUCGGACGCCCCUCGCGCCUAUAAGCCCCGGUUACAAGCCCGGGCCCCGGCCGUCGCAGACGCAGCGACCGUGAGCUCCCGUGCCGCUACCAGCGACCUAGCCGACUUUUUCAAAAACUCGGCUCCACCUGAGCCGCCUGUGUCGCGCGCGCCGGUUAAGAAGGAAGAGGAGAAGAAGAGCCGCAAGUUUUGGAGUCGCAAGAAGACAUAUGGUGAUUUGCCGUGA
Molecule: messenger RNA, 3777 nt
Organism: Pyrenophora tritici-repentis Pt-1C-BFP
Lineage: Eukaryota; Fungi; Ascomycota; Dothideomycetes; Pleosporales; Pleosporaceae
Source: RefSeq, a predicted model, not a curated record